UUUAUCGCCUGAAAAUUGGGGGAAGAAAGAGCCAAUCACCGCGAGCGGUUCCCGACCGAGAGAAGCGAGCGAGCUCAUGGGGAGCACGGGCAUCGCCCGCGGCUCCUGCUGUUUCCCCUCAAUAAAUUCCCCUGCUUCUCCUCCUUCUCCCCGCCAUCGCCAUCUUCUCUCUUCGACCCUCGACCUCAAUUCUCAUCGCUCCUCGCCUAAAAGAGCUCUUCAUUCCCUUCUCCCGAAACCCAAUUUCUACAGAGCUCAAUCUCGCUGCCCAUCUCGCAUUCAGUCCAUCAAGGCAACUGGGUUAAGCUCAUUGCCUCUAAAGAAAAACCCAGAAGAAGAAGAAGAGGAAGCGAUGACGAUCACGACUUCUGUGAGGAUCUCUGAUAAGAAGCUGAUCAUCAAAGGCCGAGACAUUCUCACUGGAGUCCCCGAUAAUGUCGUAACGAGCUCAGCUGCGAGCUCUGGUCCCCUUGAUGGAAUCUUCCUCGGUGCCCAGUUCGAUAAACUUGAUUCUCGCCAUGUUAUUCCUCUUGGUACUCUGAGAAAUAUUCGGUUUUUAUCGACCUUUCGGUUUAAGCUCUGGUGGAUGACGCAGAAAAUGGGGAAUCAGGGGAAGGACAUACCUUUGGAGACCCAAUUCCUCUUAUUGGAAUCAAAAGGGGAUGACGACGGAGUCAUGUAUAUCGUCUUCCUUCCUCUUAUCGAAGGCCCGUUUAGAACCUGCCUUCAGGGGAAUUCUCGUGACGAGAUCGAGCUCUGCUUGGAGAGUGGAGAUGUUGAUGUAAGAGAAAACUCUUUCUCUCAUUCUGUCUACAUUGGUGCCCCUGACUCUGAUCCCUUUGCGGCCAUCUCUGAUGCUGUUCGUGCUGCUAAGUCGCAUCUCAAGACAUUUCGCCAUAGGACAGAGAAGAAGCUCCCUAGCAUUGUGGACUACUUUGGUUGGUGCACUUGGGACGCAUUUUAUCAAGAAGUUAGUCAAGAGGGAGUCGAGGCUGGCCUCUCUAGCCUCACAUCAAACAAUACGCCGCCAAAGUUCGUCAUUAUUGAUGAUGGAUGGCAAUCCACAGCAUCCGAUGAGAACUCCGACACCGGUUCUUCUCUCCAAAGACUCACCGGGAUCAAGGAGAACUCGAAAUUUCAGAACAAGGAUGAGCCAGGAUUAGGGAUUGAGUCAAUUGUAUCGAUAGCUAAGGAGAAGUACGGGCUCAAGUAUGUAUAUGUUUGGCACGCAAUUACUGGAUAUUGGGGAGGUGUUCGUCCUGGUGUCAAGGGAAUGGAGCAGUAUGGAUCAAGAAUGCAGUAUCCAAAUGUAUCGCCUGGUGUUAUGGAGAAUGAGCCAUGGAUGAAGACCGAUGUUUUAACAUUGCAAGGAUUAGGGUUAGUGAAUCCGAAAGGGGUGUACAAAUUUUAUAAUGAGCUUCAUGGGUAUUUGGCUACGUGUGGGGUUGACGGUGUGAAAGUGGAUGUUCAGUGUGUAUUAGAGACCCUUGGGGCCGGACAUGGAGGUAGAGUUGAGCUUACACAGCAGUAUCACCAAGCUCUGGAUGCAUCGGUUGGCAGGAAUUUUCCUGAUAACGGUUGCAUUGCGUGUAUGAGCCAUAACAGCGAUGCACUCUACUGCUCAAAGCAGACAGCGGUUGUGAGGGCUUCAGAUGAUUUCUAUCCGAGAGAUCCAGUUUCACAUACGAUUCACAUAGCAUCAGUAGCUUAUAAUAGUGUGUUUCUUGGGGAGUUCAUGUUGCCGGAUUGGGAUAUGUUUCAUUCUCUGCACCCUGCUGCUGAAUAUCAUGCCUCGGCCAGGGCUAUCAGUGGAGGCCCUAUUUAUGUUAGUGAUGCCCCUGGAAAACACAAUUUCGAGCUACUGAGGAAAUUGGUGUUACCUGAUGGGUCUAUUCUUCGUGCUCGAUUACCUGGUCGACCCACAAAAGACUGCCUUUUCUCUGAUCCUGCUCGUGACGGAGUUAGCUUGCUUAAGAUUUGGAACAUGAACAAGUAUUCCGGUAUACUCGGCAUUUACAACUGCCAAGGUGCAGCAUGGAGCUCUACUGAGAAGAAAAAUGUGUUUCAUCAAACUGGAACAGAGGCACUCUCUUGUGCUUUAAAAGCAAGUGAUGUGCAUCUCAUUUCAGAGGCUGCAACUGAUAAGAACUGGAAUGGUGAUUGCGUUGUUUAUCACCAUGAAGAUAGUAAACUUGUUGUUCUUCCUCAUGAUGCUGCCUUACCCGUCUCAUUGAAGGUUCUUGAACAUGGAAUCUUCACCGUCUCUCCCAUUAAGGUUUUAGAACCUGGAUACAUGUUUUCUCCCUUGGGUCUUAUUGACAUGUAUAAUGCUGGCGGAGCAAUAGAGGGCCUCUCAUAUCAAGUUGAGAGCUCUGAAGAACUUUUGCAAAAAGAUUCUAGCCUCACAAGCAAGCUCAAUGAGGUUUCUUUUGAAUCACUAGAGAAAUAUGAUGAGUCUGCGGCUAGAAUUUGCAUUAAAGUAAAAGGAUGCGGAAGAUUUGGAGCUUAUUCUUCAGCUAAACCGAAGAAAUGUUCACUGGGUUCAUCUGGUACCGAUUUCUCUUAUGAUUCUUGCUCUGGGCUUCUAACACUUCAACUGGACAAUAUGCCAGAGAAUGAGCAGAAGCUUCAUCAAAUUAUUGUUGAGUUAUAGAUUUAUACCCCAAUAAGGAUAUUCAUUGAACUUGGAUACCAUUUGAUUUGAGACUGAAGAUUGUUCACACCUUUCUUAGGUGGAAAGAUAAAGAGGUUUCAAAGAAGAAAAUAUAUAGGAUGAUUGUGCCAAGAUAUUUCAUUGCUCAAGAAGUUGAUUAUUUGGAUUAUUGAUUCACUAUCCCAUAAAUGAUGGAUCAUGUUCUGCAACUAAUUGUUGCUAUUCGUUUUUCUUCAGUUCAUGGUUUCUAAUGGAGAGCUUAAACUUUGAUCAUUCUGUCCGGUGAGAUUUCAAGCAUAUAGAUAGUCCGCAUUUGUUAAUUUCUUUCGCAAGGAAAUGCAUUUUCAGGGAGAUGUUGGAAUUCUGCAUUUAAUCAGAUAUGAGACGGACUCACAUUUUCGACUUAACAUGUUAAUUUGCGCAAGUUUAUGGCCUAGUAAAAUGUAUAUGCCAGAUACUAAGACAAUUUUCUACAUAA
This is a messenger RNA of Asparagus officinalis (garden asparagus), 3131 nucleotides long. RefSeq names its product probable galactinol--sucrose galactosyltransferase 6. NCBI's taxonomy places the organism in Eukaryota, Viridiplantae, Streptophyta, Magnoliopsida, Asparagales, Asparagaceae. The transcript is spliced from 8 exons. The record is from RefSeq and is a predicted model, not a curated record. Bases 77 to 2653 code for a protein of 858 amino acids.